This is a messenger RNA of Thlaspi arvense, 1401 nucleotides long. Lineage: Eukaryota; Viridiplantae; Streptophyta; Magnoliopsida; Brassicales; Brassicaceae. The record is from the annotation of a GenBank genome assembly.
AUGGCGAACCGCUGGCUCGCUGCUGCUCGAAGUUCCGGCUUGAACCCUUUUUCAGCUCCGGCUGAAAAUAGUUCCAAUCCUCCUCUUCUCCUUCCCCCAGACCCUCCAGACCCUUCCCACCCUCUUAAUCUUACUAAUUUCCCCCCUCUUUCUUCUCCUCACUCUCCUUCCUCCCCUCUUUCUCCCCCUUUGGACUCUUCUCUAACUGCUUUUGUUGAGCCGGAGAAUGUAGUCCUUGCCCUUCCUGCUUCUCACUUUUCUAGACCUGUUGUUGUUAAUUCCUCCCUUUCUUCUGACUCAACCUUCUUCCAAGAUGUGGCGGCUGUAAACCUUAAUUCUGGAAUUUUAUCUACAGUACCAAUUAAACUCUCAACUACCCACUCUAAAGGGAUUCUCUCCCAUCCAACCUUACCUUUCUCCUCUCUUGUUGGUAAUACUACUACUUCCUCUUCAGGGUGUGUUGCCCCUGUUUUGAGAUCAGAGGCUACGGCGCAAGUGGUUGCUCAUCAAGUGGCUGCUAGUGUUACUGAAAAUCAGACUCCCGCUGUGAAUGUUUCAUAUCAACCUCCGCUUGUGCCUUCUGUAAAUGCUACAAAUGUGCCUCCGCUAGUAAAUAAAGCAACAAAGACUUGGGCGGAAAAACUAAAAAGAGUUGCUGACCGUUCUUUGGAAAGAUUAGCUCUGAUAGCUUUUUCCCCAGAAGGAAAGCCACAAGUGGCUAUCCCUGACUCUGUGUUCCAAGAAAGAGAUGACCUGCACAAAGACUUCAAUAUAUGUCGAUUUAAAGGGAGGCCUCCAACUUAUACUCAUAUUCAGAAUGUACUAAGCCACCUUUGGGGUAAAGGACAGCGCCUGGAAAUCCACCUUAAUGCUGUUAACCACUCAAUGCUCGUCAGGAUCCCAAAUGAAUUCAUCCGUAACAAAGUGAUUCAAAAGAAACUGUGGUAUAUUGGUGAAUGUAUGUUCCUUGUUGCCAAAUGGGAUUCCUCAGGAGGUGCCUCUCAAGAUCUUGAUGCUAUCCCAAUUUUGGCACACCUAAAAGGAAUGCCAUUUAACCUAAUGCACCGAAAGGGUAUUAGUUUAGUGGCUGGUCUAAUUGGAGAUCCAAAGGAAAGGGAUGAAUUUACUAUGAACUUGGUUAGCCUAACAGAGGCCCAUGUUAAAGUGGAAGCUAACCUGAACAAUCCCCUUCCUUCUUCUGUUGAAGUCUUUCGGGAUGAUAGGUCCGUCAUUAACAUUGACGUGGUGUACCCAUGGGUUCCUCCUACGUGCUCCAACUGCAAUAUGCUCGGACAUGUCAUAAGGUUCUGUCCCUCGCUCCCCCUACCUUCUGCAACAGCCAGGCCAUCAGGACUAAAGAAAAACACAGAGAAAGAUAAAGGCAAGGGAAAAGCGAGUUGA